This is a messenger RNA of Fonsecaea multimorphosa CBS 102226, 1149 nucleotides long. RefSeq lists its product as uncharacterized. Bases 1 to 1149 code for a protein of 382 amino acids. The record is from RefSeq and is a predicted model, not a curated record. Lineage: Eukaryota; Fungi; Ascomycota; Eurotiomycetes; Chaetothyriales; Herpotrichiellaceae. The transcript has a single exon.
AUGCCCCGGCUCGAAAUUGUGCAGGAAGACGCUCAGAGAGUGCCUCCGAGACCAACUGACUUGGACUCCUUUGGUAUCCACCACAUUUUCCGCCGAGAGGCCUUUCGCCAUGCUAGCUAUUUGCGCUACACUUCCCUGGGGCAAUUGGACGAGCGCACUUAUGACCUCUCGCAGGUUGUCUAUGACCGCAUGAAGCCGGCUCUCCGACUUGCCUCGUUGUUCGUGAGAUAUGUGAUGCCACAAUUCGCACGAAUUGGGUCCGCCGAGGUGAGAGAGUAUGUGCAUCCAGACGGCUACACAUACAAGGCACUGACCGACGAUUGGGAGUACGAUCCAGUAAGGACAGCAAGGUUUGAAUCAAACGAUCUGUUGCGACUCUGCACCAACUAUCGGUUUACGCUCUUGACAACAGACCACUUCGCGCGAAGCCUUUGUGACGCUCAUGACGAGCUGGCGGUGACUAGUGCCCUACUGAACCAUGUCGCCGGCGCUCCUUUCGACCCUGUGUACCCUCAAACUGCCCUGAACAGCUCGUGGAUCUGGUACUUGGCGAGAGAAGACUGGGACACUAUCUCCACUGAAGAAAAGUACAGCAAGUACUUCAUGUUUGCCACCACGCUCGUGCAUGAGCUCGCCCAUGCUGUGUGGAUCAAUCGAGUCUACAGUGGUGUCCGUCUCAAAAGCGAUAAGAACGAGGAGAUUGCCCUUGUGGAGCCCGAACCCAGCUAUUUCCCCGAUCAUGACUUUGCCGAACUCGGCUGCGCAAUUGAACUCGAGCUCUUUCACAGCCUACCUGGCUUUCCACACUUCGGAACCCCCACGACUACAGAAAGAGCCUGCAGCGACGAACCGCACAAGGUCCUGUUCACACUCCUGGAUGCGAAGGGAAGAGCCAUCGAUAUCCACCAGGCAUCGACCAGCACCAUCUAUUCAUUCUUUGAUCCUCGCGUGUGGGCCAUGACGGAUUUCUAUUUCCAACCGGACUAUGUGGUCGAGCUCCUGGAGAACCGCAGACCGCCUCGCCGUCGACUGUCAACCUCUCUCUCCGAUCCGAGAUUUCUCGAAGAAUUCGAUGUGCCUGUUCUUUCCGAACCCUUUCCUGGUAUGUUGAAACCCGCAAUCACGGCAGACAAUGAGCUGUUUGGAUGA